CGGAGAGCCACGACGCCGACGAGCCUGCCUCAUCCCAAACCGGUACGAAAAAAAGUAAAUCUGAACUAAUGGCUAAUGAUUUUUAUAAGUGGAAGGACCCGAACACCGGGAAUUAGACCGCAACUUGCAAUUGGUGCAAGAAAAAUAGCUUGGGGAUUUCCGGCGGAUACGGAUCCGCCACAAGACAUCUUAAGUCCAAACACCCGGUGGAGUAUGCAAAAUUAGGCGGCGGAACGGGGAAGCAAACUCAAAUAUCGAGGUUUGCAAAUAACCAACAAGCUUUUGGUAAUUUCUCAUACAAUGAUGCACAAAAUUUGACUGGUAUGGAUAACUUACUUGUUGAAGAAAUUUUGCCUUAUUUGUUUUCUGAAAGUCUUGCUUUUCGUGAUUAUGCACAAACUUGUUUAAAUCCGCAAUAUAGAGGUUAUAGUCGCAAAACGGUUAAGAAAGAAAUUUCAAGGCUUUAUGGUGCGAAAAAAGUAAGGUUACAAAAUUAUUUUGUAAACUUUGAUGGGCGUGUUACUAUAUGUUCUGACAUAUGGGAGGAUACUUAUCAUAAUUUACAUUAUUUGGGUCUGACUGUAUAUUAUAUUGAUAAUGAUUGGCAUAUGCAUAAACGUGUUCUUGCUUUCUGUAAAUUUAAUGAUCGUCACACCGCUGAACAUAUUUAUAUUUUGAUUGAGCGUAUUUUAAUUGAGUAUAGUUUAAUUGAUAAGGUAUUUGCUAUUGGUUUGAUAAUGCUACUAAUAAUACUGCUGUUAUUCCUAGAUUGCGUGAAUUGUGUGGUUCUAUUUCUUUGAUGGGUAGAUUUUUUCAUCAACGAUGUGCAUGUCAUGUUCUAAAUUUAUGUGUGCAAGAUGGUCUAAAAGCGUUGGGAGCAUCUUUGGAGGUAGUCAAGGUGGGAUUAGACGUAUUUGGGGUAAUGGACAACUCAGAAAAAAAUGACAUGAUUAUUUGAUAGAAAGAGGUGAGAAAUAUGUGGCUUUUCAUAAAGAUUUGUCUAUUCGUUGGAAUAGUACCUAUAAGUUAAUUGGAGUUCUUCUUAGAUAUAAACAACAUUUUCCUGCUUUUAUGAAACAAUAUGAUAACUAUAUUAUAAACUCGGUUGAGAUCGACACCUGUGAAAAAUUUGUAAUGCUUUGAUAUAUUUUAAUAAUGCAACUGAAACUUUUAGUCAUGUUUAUAAACCUACCUCAAACCAAUUUAUUCGUGAAGCUGUUAAUCUCGCCGGUGCUUUUUCAAAUUUUGAGAAUGUUGAUUAUGUGAGUUAUUUUGCUAGUUUUAUGAAGGAAAAUUUUUUAAAAUAUUAUUCACAUAUUCCGCAUAUUUAUGGUAUUGCAUUUGUUCUCGAUCCUCGUUUUAGACUUGGUUCUUUGGAAGGAUGUUUGAAUUAUUAUUAUGCUGCUUUUUUUGGUCCAUUGCCAAUGUAUGAGGACAACCCAAUUGAUCCGAAAAAAGAAUACAACGAGAUGAUGAUUUUGACGUACUAAACUGGUGGAAAGGAAAAGAAAGAAUGUUCCCAGUUUUAGCAAAGAUGGCUAAGCAAGUGCUAUCAAUGCCGGUUUCAACAGUUGUCGUGGAAUAAGAAUUUAGUUCGGCUGGCAAUGUCCAAACGCAAUAUAGAACGAGGUUGAGCGCAGAAUCUCUUGAGAUGCUUAUAUGCUACCAUGAUUGGUUGAAAGCGGCCCGUAGAGUUCAAGAAAUUGACAUCACCCCAUCCCAACACUUUAUGGAUGAAUCUAC
Cuscuta europaea is the source of this 1743-nucleotide messenger RNA. The record is from the annotation of a GenBank genome assembly. Lineage: Eukaryota; Viridiplantae; Streptophyta; Magnoliopsida; Solanales; Convolvulaceae.